CAAAACUCACUAUUCUUGGAUACUCGGCAAACUAUGAAGCUCCACCGGAAAGGUCGUUAUCGUCUCUUGGUCACGGCAGUAUUGCUGGGAACCGUGUGUUCCUUUGUUCCCGAGAAUUUACGGUCGGGAUCCGUUCGCAUUCCGAGAAAAAAUGCGAACGCGGGCAGCGUACCAGGAACUCACACGGUUUCGAAACAACCAUCCGCAUCGGCGACGCGUCAUAAAGUCUCCCAGACUUCGAUCGACGCGAACGCUCUACCAAUCAAGAACGACUUGAUCCAAGGACCCGUUAGCGCAAACAAAUCUAUUGGUUCCAUCACUUUUUUGCUUCCAUCCUCGGGAGCGGACGAAAUCAAAACCAACUUUGGAUCGUCGUCGCCCGUGGGAAAUCCUUCCCUCGAUGAAGCCGUUCGUCAUCUUGCUAACAAAUCACAGUACUUUUCGGAUGGACGGGUGGAGACGAGAAUUGUGUACGUUCCCAUCGAAGAGCAAGACGAAUCCGUUUGGAAGGAUUUGCUCGAAACCGACGUCUUGCUGGCCAUGGGUUUACAAUACGAAGCCGAUCUCGCCUUUGCCCGAAAGCUCUUCCAGCAACGCCACGAUCGAGAUGCGGAACACAGAUUCCGCCAGUGCCACUUUGCCAUUGACUGCGCACAAUCCUUCCCAACCAUGGUAGGACCAUACGACUCGGAAAAUCCAUCGUUCCGUGCGAAACUAUUGCCCUGGACCAAGCAUGCUUCCGGAAAGCGUUUGAGCCAGCAAAUGGUGGCAUUGCUACAACGAGGAAACUCGGACGACUUUGUUUUCGCGAUUAUGCUCUUUCUGAAUCAGUUUUCGGGGUCGUCAGUUGACUGGGUCAAGCACAGCAUUGAUGCAACUUGGGAAAAGGGUCCACUACGGAACGCCCAGGAAGUUGUCUCCAUGGUUUCCAAGUGCGGAGACUGUGUUGUUAAAUGCGUUCAGGACGAUAACUGUCGCGAGUGUCUCGAAGUGCUGACCGCGCUGGAUACUCGUGAUCAGGUUGCAUCCUACCGUACCAUUGUCUCCUACGAGUCGGAUUUGCUGAAGGACUUUUCCUUCUGCAUUUUGCAAAAGAACAACAUUUUCAAUUGCGACGCUUCUCUCCCGACCUUGCCCAACGUGCAACCUGUCGCCACGUGGCGGGAACAGCCUCUGACGGAGGACAUUGCUCGGUCGCUGCUCGUGGGCCACUUGAACGACGAAGCGGCACCCGAAAGUUCUUUGCGCACCGACAUUUCCUGGAAAGUCGCUUGCGGUGCCAACGAAGCCUAUGAUAAGUUUCCUUCGCAGAACCAACUCUUCUAUCCCGCUGCUCGCGGUCGAGAUUUGUGGUACGAUCCCGUUUUCCGCGUAGAAACUUUGGAUGGUCGAAAUGUUUGGUGCAAACGUCAUUACAAAGUGCGUCCGGCCGACAUUCCCGGUACUUUUCGAUUUUCAGUGCUCGACAAUGGUAUUACGUCGAACGAAUUCUGGACCAUUGUCGGCGUCGCUGACGAUUUGUCCUGGAUUGUCUUUCACUAUGCCGGUGCCGCUAGUGCCGUAGGACAACGAUAUCUAGGUGGAUUGCUGUGUACCGCGGAUGGAUCGUUGCCGGACGAGUCGCAACGACCAGAGAUUUGGCGCGUGUUGCGAAGUGCCGGCAUUCAACCAUGGGAUUUGUACACCGUUAACAACGACUUGACUAGUCCAGGGGCCCAAGAGGCCGGUCCACCACCGCUGGACUAUUUCCGCAGAGAGGUCCUGGCCAAGCGAGCGGCUAGUAGUCCUCAUCCUUAGAUAUGCCAGGAGGGGGUUGCUACCUAUUUUGCUUCCACCUAGACUAAAAACUGUUAAGCUGUGCUAUCAAUACCAAUCAGCAGUCCACAAGUUAAAAAAUUUUACAAAGCGACCAGCCCGGGCCCUAAACGCCCAGCCAGAUCCUUUAGUUUGGCUGGGUCAGAAAGGGACGACAAAACGUCAUCAGUGCUCUGAGGUCUCGUCGCAUGGGUAAGGUAACGAGAAAUUUGUACAAACUUUUCCGAUG
Messenger RNA from Phaeodactylum tricornutum CCAP 1055/1, 2044 nucleotides. It is a transcript of the gene VDR, whose product is annotated as violaxanthin deepoxidase-related, chloroplast precursor. Gene Ontology annotation, biological process: xanthophyll cycle. The transcript has a single exon. Bases 34 to 1797 code for a protein of 587 amino acids. The record is from RefSeq and is a predicted model, not a curated record. Gene Ontology annotation, molecular function: violaxanthin de-epoxidase activity. Lineage: Eukaryota; Bacillariophyta; Bacillariophyceae; Surirellales; Neidiaceae.